AUGCCACUCAUCGAUUUGGUGCCAGCCUCUAGUGUCUCCAAGUCGUGGCGUUCCGCCGUGGCCUCCUCCCUCCGCCACCUCAAAAAGCCGAAGCCAUGGCUGAUCCUCUACAAACAAGCCACUCGCUCGCCUUAUGCCGCUACAACACUCGCAUACGACCCGUGUUCCAAUCGCCCUUCUCUUUUGCCUAAAGAUCCUUAUGAGAAAGCGAUUGCGCACUUCUGGGCUAAGUUCUUGGAUGAAAAGUGUUUGCCUGCAAUGAAGAAAGCUUGUUGGGGCAAGGGAGACGAGCAAGAGAUGGCCAAGGAAGAAUCUACUGAACUUCUGAAAAUUCUCGAGGGCACACAUUUCGGGGCAAGAAAUUCUUUGGGGGUGACAAUACUGGAAUGGUUGAUAUAG
Messenger RNA from Fraxinus pennsylvanica, 399 nucleotides. Lineage: Eukaryota; Viridiplantae; Streptophyta; Magnoliopsida; Lamiales; Oleaceae. The record is from the annotation of a GenBank genome assembly.